UUCUCUCUCUCUCUCUCUCUCUCACAGACACACACACACGCUCGCAACAACAGUUAGAAGAAAAUCAUUCUCUCUCAGUCAUCGAUCAAAAACUUACCCAGAAAACCUUUCCACUGAUCACAAUUCACAAUGCAGCCACGACAUACUCCGCCGGAAUCGGACCUACCACUACUCGCCGCCAUCAAAGUCAAAUCCUCCUCCCCACGCUUCCCACCUCCCAUCGCCACUCCUUCCUCCACCGAAACCCCAACUGCCAACGCCCAGCGCAAAAUUGGCAUCGCCGUCGACCUCUCCGACGAGUCUGCCUUCGCCGUUAAAUGGGCCGUGCAUCACUACCUCCGCCCCGGCGACGCCGUCAUCCUCAUCCACGUCCGACCCACUUCCGUACUCUACGGUGCUGACUGGGGCUCUGUUGACCUCUCUAUCGUCGAUACCGACAAUGAAGAGUCGACUCAAAAGCUCGAAGACGAUUUUGAUACUUUUACGACGACGAAAUCGACCGAUUUGGCCCAGCCGUUGGUGGAGGCUGAUAUUCCGUUCAAGAUCCAUAUCGUGAAGGACCAUGAUAUGAAGGAGAGGCUUUGUUUGGAAGUGGAGAGGCUAGGGUUGAGUGCGCUGAUUAUGGGGAGUCGAGGGUUUGGGGCGACGAGACGAGGGAGUAAUGGGAGGCUUGGGACUGUGAGUGAUUACUGUGUGAGGCACUGCGUUUGUCCAGUAGUUGUUGUGAGGUAUCCUGAUGAGAAGGACAGUGGAAAUGCUGGCGGUGCGCCGGUGGUGUCCGUGGCAUCGGUGGGCGCCGGGGAUGAGGAGGAGGUGGAGUAUCAUGAUGCCACUGAUGAUCGGAAAGAAACCUAGCUGAAAUUUUGUUUCACAAUGAGAUUCUGAAUGGAAGAAAGUGGAAGGCCUUGCUGUGUCUACAAACUGAAACUGAAGACGAAACCUAAUCUGUCAUUUGGAACAACUUAGAUGUUCUAGAUUGUUGGAUUCUUGUAUGUGAACCUUAGUUGCUCUCUCUCUCUCUCUCUCUCUCUCUCUCUGAUAUUAACUGUGAUAGUCGUAUGGGAAUUGCUGGCAUCUUUGCUUUUGGAGGUAGGUCUACCAGAAGAUGUCUUGCAUCCUUCUUUGUGAUAUAUAUAUGUACUCAUUGAAUUCUAGGGGUGCUUAUUUAUUCCGAGACAUUAUAACAUGACUGUUUCUUUGGCGUUCUUGAUGCUUAUAUCUAUGG
Messenger RNA from Ilex paraguariensis (yerba mate), 1225 nucleotides. Lineage: Eukaryota; Viridiplantae; Streptophyta; Magnoliopsida; Aquifoliales; Aquifoliaceae. The record is from the annotation of a GenBank genome assembly.